UUUAUCCGCGAGGUCGGCCAUCUUGGAUUUCUAGCAGAAUGAUCAGAACUAUUAUAUUCUUUGGAGCUGGUGGACUCUUUACAGCCUGCUAUAGCAAUGUUGUUAGAAGACUACCAAUGUGGAGAAAGCCUAGUCUCCAUGUCAUCUGUACCAGUAUAGGCGUGUAUCUAGGGUAUCUAGGACAUAGAUUUGAAGAGACGGCAGAAGACAGAUAUAAAGAGAUGAUUAAGAAACAUAAGAAUGCCCCUUGGUAUCCCAAAGGACAAUUAUUAGCUGAACGAUAUGCUAGAGAAAAAGAACUUUUAGGUGGAAAUGAGGAAACAGAAGAAGAAGCUGAAGAGGAGAAUGAAGAAAAUGGUGAAGAUGAAGAAGAGUAGAUCGUUUUGUGUCUAUUUUAGAUUACUUGAGUCUCUCAUCCUCAGAAUAUUGAAAUAUUUCUGUUGAAAAGUA
Molecule: messenger RNA, 450 nt
Organism: Actinia tenebrosa (Australian red waratah sea anemone)
Lineage: Eukaryota; Metazoa; Cnidaria; Anthozoa; Actiniaria; Actiniidae
Source: RefSeq, a predicted model, not a curated record